Messenger RNA from Gymnodraco acuticeps, 1042 nucleotides. Its product is annotated as ubiquitin-conjugating enzyme E2 E1-like. Gene Ontology annotation, biological process: protein polyubiquitination. Gene Ontology annotation, molecular function: ubiquitin conjugating enzyme activity. NCBI's taxonomy places the organism in Eukaryota, Metazoa, Chordata, Actinopteri, Perciformes, Bathydraconidae. The record is from RefSeq and is a predicted model, not a curated record. Gene Ontology annotation, cellular component: nucleus.
CCGGAAGUGUGUUUUCUAUCCACCGUUGGCGCUUUGACACUCGUGCGUUCAGGCGUCGGAGACACACACACAUAAGCUGUGCACACACAAAGAAAGGCUCGUUAUGUCUGAUGAAGAUUCGCGUUCCAGCACCAACUCUUCCUCCUCUUCAUCGUCAACACAUCAUCAGGACUCAAACACACCGAAGAAACGAGAAAGCAAAGCCAGCAUGAACAAGUCCUCCAAACUCCUCUGCACCAGUGCCAAGAGAAUCCAGAAGGAGUUGGCUGACAUUACAUUGGAUCCACCACCAAACUGCAGUGCUGGUCCUAAAGGAGACAACAUCUACGAGUGGAGGUCCACCAUCCUCGGCCCCCCCGGCUCCGCGUACGAGGGGGGGGUGUUCUUCCUCGACAUCGCCUUCACACCAGACUACCCCUUCAAACCUCCCAAGGUGACUUUCCGCACCAGGAUCUACCACUGCAACAUCAACAGUCAGGGUGUGAUCUGUCUGGACAUCCUGAAGGACAACUGGAGUCCUGCUCUCACCAUCUCCAAGGUGCUGCUGUCCAUCUGCUCCCUGCUGACUGACUGCAACCCUGCCGACCCUCUGGUGGGAAGCAUCGCCACACAGUUCACCACCAACAGAGUGGAGCACGACCGGAUAGCCAAACAGUGGACCAAACGCUACGCCACAUAAUGAACCACAGCAGGGGGUGAUUUUUAUCUCUGAAAUGAAAAUCUUAAUCCUGACGUUUUUGUUGUUUAUUGUAUUUUUAUUAUAAGUUAUCUCCGACCCAGUUAUUCCCAAACCUGGCAAUAAUGCGUUUUUUGUUUGUGCUUGAAGAUGGAUGCUAAUGCUAAUAUGCUAACUGUCACAGCAUGAAUCCCAGUUCCAAAUAUAUCAGUGUAACAUAUUCUCACGUGUUAAAUUCUCCCUGUUUUUGGAAAAGGUGUUAAGAUAUGGAUGGAUGUUGGUUGUGAUUUGUGUUCUCUUCCGAUGACUAGCUUGUUCUGUUUCUCUUCAGUAUUAAACAUUACCAACUGCCUUUGUUUCAAUCAG